Messenger RNA from Megalops cyprinoides (Indo-Pacific tarpon), 1662 nucleotides. Its product is annotated as Golgi phosphoprotein 3. The record is from RefSeq and is a predicted model, not a curated record. The transcript has 4 exons. Gene Ontology annotation, biological process: retrograde vesicle-mediated transport, Golgi to endoplasmic reticulum; Golgi to plasma membrane protein transport; Golgi vesicle budding. Gene Ontology annotation, cellular component: trans-Golgi network; cytosol; Golgi cisterna. Gene Ontology annotation, molecular function: phosphatidylinositol-4-phosphate binding. The coding region runs from base 185 to 1069 and encodes 294 amino acids. Lineage: Eukaryota; Metazoa; Chordata; Actinopteri; Elopiformes; Megalopidae.
GAAAGGAGUGGAGGUAGAUUUAAGGGGUAAAGGCUGCCCCUUGGUCAUCUUAAGUUGCGAAUUUAAGUCGUGGUUAGGGUUAAAACCAGCUAUCAGGUCUUAUAUAUAUGUUCGAAACUGUAAAGAUUGUUCGCACAUUUGGACAGCUGAAGAUUUUCCGUUUCUUCGUUGUUGUCUGCACAUUAUGACUUCACUGACCCAGCGGAGCUCAGGCCUGGUGCAGAGGCGGACCGAGGCCUCUCGUACUGUCGCCGCCGACAAGGAGAGGGGAUCCGGGGAUGAGGACUACGAGUCACGUCGCGGGGAUGAACAGGAGGACGAUGACAAGGGAGAUUCCAAAGAAACUCGACUCACACUAAUGGAGGAGGUGUUGCUCCUUGGACUGAAGGACCGAGAGGGUUAUACAUCAUUUUGGAACGACUGCAUUUCAUCAGGUCUGCGCGGCUGCAUGCUUAUUGAGCUGGCCUUAAGAGGGAGGCUGCAACUAGAGGCCUGUGGCAUGAGGAGGAAAAGUCUGCUGGCCAGGAAGGUUAUUUGUAAGUCUGAUGCCCCUACCGGAGAUGUCUUGCUGGAUGAAGCUUUGAAACACAUCAAAGAGACCCAGCCACCGGAAACAGUACAGAGCUGGAUAGAGCUGCUGAGUGGUGAGACAUGGAACCCUUUAAAACUGCAUUACCAGCUUAGGAAUGUGCGGGAACGCUUAGCCAAAAACCUGGUGGAGAAGGGUGUGCUCACUACAGAGAAACAGAACUUCCUGCUUUUUGACAUGACAACACACCCGCUCACCAACAACAACAUCAAGCAACGGCUUAUCAAGAAAGUUCAGGAAGCAGUGCUGGAGAAGUGGGUCAAUGACCCACACCGCAUGGACAAGCGGCUGCUGGCUCUCAUCUUCCUCGCCCACUCUUCCGAUGUCCUGGAGAACGCUUUUGCCCCACUCUUGGAUGACCAGUACGACCUUGCCAUGAAAAGAGUGCGGCAGCUGCUGGAUUUGGACCCUGAAAGUGAGAGCAUGAAGACCAGCGCAAAUGAUGUCCUUUGGGCUGUUGUGGCAGCCUUCACCAAAUAAGCGAGUGGAAAAGUACCAUCCUGUGAUCAUCAAACUCGGACUUUGGAUUGGUGGUGGCAUGGGUCUGUAUACAUGCAAUUCUGUCAUGGUGUCCUGUUUUGUAGAGACCCCCUUUCUGGUCAGUCUCUUUACAUUCACCAUGAGACCGACCACAUGUAGUUUACUUACUCGUGUUACUAUUUCUGCCAACUGAACUCAAAAGAAGAAGUGCUCUGAUUUAUAAUAAAAAACACUGUGGUUGAAAGGGGGACAUCUUCUCAAAACAGGAUUGACUUGAAGGUUAUUUGGAUCUUGGUUUGGACCUGGCAAAUCCAUUGAUAAAUAUAUUAUUAGGUAGAUAAAGUGUAUUUUUAUUAAAUGGAUGUUUUCUUCUCAAAUGUGCAUUGUACUCUACUACUCUAGUAGUCCAGCUACUUAUUCACUUUCAUGCCCUUCUGUGGUUAAUAAUGCAAAUAACGAACUCCACCUUUGUAGUGUACCUUCAGAUCUGUAUCUCUAACUUCUGAGUUAACAGUGGAAGGGUUCCUCUGUUUGAGGAAUAAAAGAAAACAUUUCAAUAAAUUAUAUUUAAAAAUCCACCAAUGUUGUUAAUU